AUGAUUUUCCGAAUGUUUAACUUUAUGAAUUCGCGGAUGGAUGAAUUCAUCGAGGACAAGAAGGACAUCAAAUUAAUAUUGGAUGAAUCGUUGCUAUUGUAAGAUCUCUUGAUGCCCUAAUAACAAUACAAAUUGCUUAAUUACGUCAAAGAUCACCCUGAGCAUCUGGAUACCCUCAUCGAGUAUAUCACCGAUUUCGUAGAUGAGGCCUAUCAUCAGAGAUAACAAUAUAAGUAUGAGUCUAUUCAAGAACAAACUAGAUAUCCUUUUUUGGCAAGCGAGAUCCUGAGCAAGGAGAAUGAUUUCUUCUAAGAUUUCCUAUUCGAAGAACAAAACCUCCAAUAUUUGAAUAGACUAUUUUCACUUCUGAAUGAGGAUAUCCUCAACAUUACACAAGCAGGUUACUUCUCUAAGGUCAUCCUCACUUUACUAAAGAAGAAGCAUUUCAAAAUGUUGCAAUACUUAAAUGACAGAGAUAUCUCCAAUCUUCUUAAACAUCUAGACGUACCACAUGUCGCUGAAAUUAUUGAAAAAGUCAUCACUCCUGAUCCCAAUGACGAGAAUCAACUACUAGACAAGCAGAAGGCCAUCUUGCAGAGGAUAAUGAAGAUCGCCUUGAAUCGUUAUUAUGAAACCGAAAUUUUCGAUAAUUGCAUGCAGAUAAUCAACAAUCUCUUAAAGAGCUCAAUCAAUCCAGAUCAGGAGGAGUUAAUCAAAAGUCUAAUGAACCCCUAUUUCUUUCUCACCAUCUGUUAUUAAAGUCAGAGAACUUCAGCCUAUGAAUUAGUGUCCAAUCUAUUGUAAUAUAUUAAUAAUUCAGGUAAAACAGACUACUUUCUCUACUUUAUGGAUGUAGCUAAGCAUCUCCCAAAUGCUUUCACCACUACUAAUAUCUAAGCUAUUCCUCAUCAAACCACCUAUGGUUAAAUUAUAACUCCCUUGUCCUCCAACAAACUCACCUUACUCCAAAUAUACAAUUUACUACUACUGAGUGAGAAGGAGGAGAUAGUGAAUGAACUGAUCAAUAACCAAUCAUUCUAAGUUAUUACUAAUCUAGUAAUGUCGCAUGAAUUCAACAAUCAAGCUCUCAUUUGGUUUGAUAAGAUAGUAGUCUUUAUUUAUUAGAAACUUCCAGAGAUGUUCAAAUCCAUCUCGCAAUUCUUGGCUUCGACCAUUAUUAAAUACAAUACAAAUGAAAAAAAGAAAGUUGGAUCCCUUCAAAACCAUAUCAAACCUGGAUAUUAAGGGAUAUUAACCAAAAUAUCUAAUUUAUUGGUAGACAGUCAUUUCACAAAUGAGGAAUGGGAUCAGUAUGUUAAUGACACUCUCUAUAAAAUUAAUUCAGUAGAAAAGAGAUUACUAUGCGAUGUGGAUCCAAAACCAAGAUCAAUGUUUUAGUCCAUCCAAGAUUCAACUGCAAUUUAGCCUCAAAAAGAAAAUAAAGAAGAAGAUUUUGAAGUAGAAGAAGACAUCCCUGAAGAAGAUAAUAAUAAAGAAAAUGAGAAUGAAGAUUCUGAUUUGGAAUUAGAUGAUGAUGAACUAGAUUAUGAACUAGCCAAUCUUUAAGAAGAGAAAUUUUAUGAUUGUAAUGAGGAGGGACGAUUGUAACAAUUGUAAGAAAUGCAGUAAAUUCAAUAAGAAGAACCGAAAGUGGAGUCAAAACAUAAAGCAAGCUCGGAGGAGUAAGAAUUGAUUGAUGAACAAAUCGAAGAAAUAAUUUCGGAUCCUCAAACUAAACCAGAAUAGGUUGCACAAAUCAUCUAGAAUGAAGAAAAUCUCAUUGAUGACAUCGGGCCAUUAGAGUUAGAAAACAAACAAGAUCAUCAGGUCAAUGAAUAUUAUAAAAAACAUGAUGAUCCCAAGAAUGAAGAAUGA
Molecule: messenger RNA, 1875 nt
Organism: Paramecium tetraurelia
Lineage: Eukaryota; Ciliophora; Oligohymenophorea; Peniculida; Parameciidae
Exons: 7
Molecular function (GO): protein phosphatase regulator activity; protein phosphatase binding
Source: RefSeq, a predicted model, not a curated record